This is a messenger RNA of Beauveria bassiana ARSEF 2860, 1635 nucleotides long. Its product is annotated as FAD binding domain-containing protein. The transcript is spliced from 2 exons. The record is from RefSeq and is a predicted model, not a curated record. NCBI's taxonomy places the organism in Eukaryota, Fungi, Ascomycota, Sordariomycetes, Hypocreales, Cordycipitaceae. Bases 1 to 1635 code for a protein of 544 amino acids.
AUGACUGAACAAGUCAUCUAUGAUGUUAUCAUUAUCGGAGGCGGUGUAUGUGGCCUCGCUAUGGCGGCCAGACUUCGCGAGCAGACGCCGUCGGCACUCUUUACCGACGAGGAGCACCGCCGGUUUCGAUGGAUUGGGAAACACGGCAACAGAGUCUCUCUGAAGCAAACAAAGAGCGGCAAAAUCAAGACUCGCCGAUCCAGAACGGGAGCUGGAUACAACAUGAUGGUGCUGGAUUCCACCUCUGACCAGUGGCUGGCACGUUGGCACUACCUUUUCCACACGUACGAGAUUUCGCAUCUUCGAAGCCCGAUGCUCUGGCACGCCGAUCCCUUUGACCGCGACUCACUCCUCGCUUAUACAUACGAAAACAACCGCGCGGACGAAUUGGUCGAGAUUCGAAACUGUGUCGGAAAAGAAGUCAGCAAGCAUGGCCACAAGAAAGCAGCUAGCCGUCACUGUGGUGGCAAGCAAGCAGCCCGUGUCGCCAUCAAUGUGCGAGACAAGAACGACUACUUUACGCCGUCUCGAGGGGUGUUUAAAGAUCACUGUGAAUCGGUAACGCAGCGCUACGAUCUCGAGGCCGGCGUACUACAGAAAGAGGCUGUCCAGGACUUGGACUUUGGCUAUGUGGAAGCUUUCCCCGACGAGACGGAGAAGCUAUUCACCGUGCAGACAGACAAGGGGACUCACUACGCGCGAACUGUCGUCAUGGCGGUCGGGGCUGCCAACGUUCCUCAGGUACCGUCUAUUCCAUCCAUGACCAGCAUAAACGGCCAGCCCCCGCAGCAAGUCUGCCACAGCAUGCAGGUGAAAGAGUUUCCAGACCCGUAUCUGAAAAGCCGCAUCAAGGCCAUGAAGCAGACUCACGUCGUCGUCGUUGGCGGCGGCCUGACGUCUGCCCAGCUGACAGACGUCGCCAUCCGCCGCGGCGUCACCAAAGUCUGGCACAUUAUGCGGGGCCCGUGCCGCGUGAAGCUGUUUGACCUCGGUCUGGAAUGGAUGGGCAAGUACAAAAACACCGAACAAGCCCGCUUCUGGCUGGCCGACUCGGACGAGGAGCGCCUGGACAUUAUCAAGACGGCGCGCGGCGGCGGCAGUCUCACCCCCAUCUACCACAAGAUUAUCAAAAAGCACGUCGCUGCCGGCAAGGUCAAUCUCAUCACCAGCACAACCAUUGUCGAUGCGCGUUUCGAGCAAAACCAGGGUGAAGACGGCGGCAAGUGGCAUAUAGUAACAAACCCGCCCGUGGAGCUGCCGCCCAUGGAUUUCAUGUACUUUGCCACCGGCAUCCAGACAGACUUUACGUCGCUGCCGUAUAUGCAGACGAUUCUGCGCAAGCAUCCCGUGCAGGGCUUUGGCGGGUUCCCCUGCCUCAACGACGACUUGGCGUGGAGCGACGACGUGCCGCUGUUCAUGGUGGGCAGGCUGGCGGCGCUGCGCCUCGGUCCGGGCGCGGCGAACAUUGGCGGCGCCAUGGUCGGCGCGGAGCGAGUCUCGUGGGCGAUUGAGGAUAUACUGCGCCGCGGAUCGCAGCAGCAGCCAGAGACGGAGAGUGGCGGCGCUACUACUACUACCAUGGAGGAGUAUCUCAAGGGCCACACCAACAUGUAUAGCACUUUGGCGUGUGAGUAG